CAUGGCGGAGAGCUUGCGGCUGUUCGACUCCAUCUGCAACAACAACUGGUUCACCAACACCUCGCUCAUCCUCUUCCUCAACAAGAAGGACCUGCUGGCGGAGAAGAUCAAGCGCAUCCCGCUGACGGUGUGCUUCGCCGACUACAAGGGCCAGAACACCUACGAGGAGGCGGCCGUCUACGUGCAGCGGCAGUUCGAGGACCUCAACCGCAACAAGGAGACCAAGGAGAUCUACUCCCACUUCACCUGCGCCACCGACACCAGCAACAUCCAGUUCGUGUUCGACGCCGUCACGGACGUCAUCAUCCAGAACAAUCUCAAGUACAUCGGGCUGUGCUAGGAGGAUCUCACCCCCACCCCCAGCUGCACGGGUGGCGGAUGGAGGAGGGGUUGGGGGGGUUAGCCGGUCUGCUGCGGGGGUGCUGGUGGAGGAGGGACGGCCGUGAGGGAGGAGGAGGAGCAGGAGAUUCCAAACAGUGUCACGGGAGAAAGAACUAAAGGAGUCGAUGGUCACGAGUCACGAUGGGAUUUUUAACCAAUGUGUUUGCACUGAAUAUUAAGAGUAUGUAGAGACACCCAAACACAAACUUGUUUUUAUUUCGUUUUUUUACCCCCACAUGUGCACGCACGCACGCACGCACGCACGCAGACACACACACACACACACUCUGACAACCAGUAUACUCACAUGAAGACACUAAUAAUCUCUCAAAGACACAUACACACACGCCCAGUAGUGCACAAACAGACAGGCACACAAACACACACACACACACACACACGAAUGCUCAGACAAACACACAUACAAACCCACACACACUAAUGCUUAGAAACACACACACACACACACACACACACACACACACACACACACACACACACACACACACACACACACACACACACACACACACACACACACACACACACACACACACACACACACACACACACACACAUAAUUGCUCACACAAAGAAGGACUUUGAAUCAACAGUCAAGCACAUGUUUGACAUGGAAGCACUGGAGUGAAGUUAUAACUGUUAUAACUUUAGUUAUAACAAUAUAUAAUCCCGCCUGCCAGACUUCAGACUCUAAUACCAUUGUAUUGGCAGGUUUGACUUUCUUUCUUUCUUUCUCCUUGGUUAUUUUGCCUGAGUCCACUGAUGCUGCUUUAUCAGAAGGAUGUUGACGACAUCAAAUCGCUCCUAGGAGUAUUCACCCUGACAAAGGCAAGCACUCUAUGGCCACACGGAAAAGCCCAUUUUUCGUAUAAAACAUGAUGUCACAGGGGUUUUUGCCUAAAAGAUAAAAAAAAUAAACUGCCACACAGUGAAGUUACAUUUUAAUGUUUUUUUUACACAUUAUUCCCCUCUUAUUGCCUGCCCCCCCCCAUCCCCUGUAACCCCCUCUCUAUCGGUUUAUUUUCAUCGUGUGUAUGACUUUGUCUGUUGAACCUGCCAUUGGAUGAGGUGCCGCUAAGCUCUGAGCUCUGAGGGUCAGAGCUCAGCAGUCCAUACUCUCCUCAUAUUCCUAAUGAGGACAAAAACGUGCCAAUAUCAGUGUAUAUAAGAGCAGAUCCCAUCCCAUUAUGUUACCCCUUUUUUUUAUUGACAAAUACAUUUAAAACAAAAAAACAUGCAUGUUUUGUUUUGUUAUUUUGGGAUAUUAAUAUAUUUGAUUUGGGAUUUGUUUUCACUUUUAUUUGAUUUGAGUAAUAUAUUCCCAAAUAUAUAUAUAUACAUAUAUAUAUAUAAGUCAAACACUGUGUAUGAAUGUACAGCUGUUGUCAGAGAGGAUUUAUUCAACAGAGUUAUAUUGAGAAAACAAAGGGGACGAUGUGGAGAAUGAUGAUGUCAAUAACGACAAGGUGAAAAUAGGUGAUGGUACGAUGAUGAUGAUGAUGAAGAUGAUGAUGACGGUGAUUAUCACAAUGAUAAUAACAACAGUGAUAAACUCAACAACCAUCCCAGCAUGAAAAUUUAACGCCGGUAAAAAAAAAAAAAAGGAAGGGGGAACUAAUGUGAAAGUUUAAGGUUGCAAAAGAGUAAAAUAAGUUACACAUACAUUCAGUUAGAUUCUCCUUAAGUUCACUAAAUGGAAAUUGUUAUACAGUCAGUCGUUAUGAUGUGUAAAUAUACUGUGAGGUACACUCUUUGUUAAAAUAAAUGGUAAAUAAACAAAUAUAUGAAUAAAGGUUGAGUUGGAAUGCCGCCAAGAGCGUGUGGGAGUGUGAGAGAGAGAGAGAAAGAGAGAGAGAGAGAGAGAGAGAGAGAGAGAGAGAGAGAGAGAGAGAG
This is a messenger RNA of Gadus chalcogrammus (walleye pollock), 2295 nucleotides long. RefSeq names its product guanine nucleotide binding protein (G protein), alpha z polypeptide (gene gnaz). Gene Ontology annotation, cellular component: heterotrimeric G-protein complex. The transcript has a single exon. Lineage: Eukaryota; Metazoa; Chordata; Actinopteri; Gadiformes; Gadidae. Gene Ontology annotation, molecular function: GTP binding; GTPase activity; G-protein beta/gamma-subunit complex binding. The record is from RefSeq and is a predicted model, not a curated record. Bases 2 to 340 code for a protein of 112 amino acids. Gene Ontology annotation, biological process: adenylate cyclase-modulating G protein-coupled receptor signaling pathway.